AUGCUCGAACCCGCCAUCCCCCCACACCUCCAGCGCCCGCGCACCUGUCCCGCGCGCCUCCCGCACGAUGCCUUCGAGCCGCCCAACGCCGCCUACUGCGCCCGCUUCCCCGAGUCCAUCACCGACCUCGUUAUGGCCACCAUCUGCGCCCAGGCGCGCUCCCCCGCCGCCGGGCUCUCACGCGCUGCCGAUGUCCUCGCUCCCGUGAUCGCCUUCCUCAAACACGCUGACGGCAAGGAGGGUAGCGGCGAUAGCAAUGGGGAGGAGGGGACUCUCCGCCCCAGCGCCUUCGACCUCAUAUCCUUCCGCGACGCCGCCGGCCACCACAACGUCGGCGUCAUCGCGUACUGGCCCGGCGGCCGCGCGCGCUUCGAGGAAUGGGCCGAGGCGAGUGGGUUCGAGGCGUGGUGGCGGGGACUGGACACCUCCUCCGCGCCUCCGUCCCCAUCGUCGCCCUUAUCCUCGUCCUUGUCCGCGGCCUCGUCGUCGGAGGGGAAGGGGAAAGAAAAUGAUGUUGGUUGGUUCCGCGAAGUCUUCUUCCCGACCCUCGACCGCUACGAGACCGUCUUCUCUAACCAGGAAGCCGGCGAGGAAGGCGCGGCGAGGAUGCGGGCGGGCAUGAGCGGGCCGGUGCGCGAACAUGUUUAUUGGGGGAGCAUGCGGGAUCGGAUGCCGGCGUCGCAGGUGGAUGGGUUGGAGGGGGAGAAGGCGAGAACGGCCGUCGAGGGGACGACGGAGAGGCACAACAGCAGGGUCGUUGUGCCGGGCAAGAAGAACUUGUGCGUGAUCCGGUCGGGCCAGGAUUGGUCGGCGAUGCUGCCGGCGGAGCGGAAGCUGUAUCUCGAGACGAUUCAUCCGGUGCUGGUGAAGGGGAUGGACUUCCUCAGGGACGAGGGGAGGAGUAUUGGGUGUCAUAGUUGUCGGUUUGUGGAUGAGUUGGAUCUGGGGGACGAAAGGAAGGAGACGGAGCGCACGUUUGGGUUUGCGUUUUUCGAGGAUAUGGAGAGCCUGGAGAAGUGGUCGAAGUCGCAUCGCACGCACUUGGAUAUCUUUGGUCGCUUCUUGCAGUACGUCAAGGAGCUGGAUGGGAACAUCUCGUUGCGUCUGUUCCAUGAGGUGCUGGUUCUGAAGCCGGAGCAGCAGCUUUUGGAGUACGUUGGGUGCCACCCAAAGACUGGACUGAUGGGUGUUUAG
Messenger RNA from Lasiodiplodia theobromae, 1194 nucleotides. Its product is annotated as Phenylacetaldoxime dehydratase. Lineage: Eukaryota; Fungi; Ascomycota; Dothideomycetes; Botryosphaeriales; Botryosphaeriaceae. The transcript has a single exon. The record is from RefSeq and is a predicted model, not a curated record. The coding region runs from base 1 to 1194 and encodes 397 amino acids.